UGUUAUCCGCGUAGUUGGGUAGACACCAUGAGGAGAUUGUGUGGAGCCAAAGGCCCUAUCCACUCCCCACUCGCUGAUCUCUUUCUUUCGAUCUGUGAGCGUGAGCAUCAUCAUAAUUAGAGUAGUGUUGUAACGAGGAGUUGUUUUAUCGCAACAGCUUUAUCCUAGUGUUUGUUCUCUGAUAGCGAUCGAAUUAAGCAAAGCAAUGACGAACGCGGCAGUUACGGGAUUCUCCGUUCCCAAGAUGCACCUGCACAAUACUAGAGCUCUGCAUCCCAUGAAAACAGAUCAGACGAACUCAUUCCCAACAGUACCUAAUUAUCUGAAGCGAUUGAGAACUUCGACCGUGUGGAACAGUAGGAGCCACCCUCUGCAGGUGAACAAGGAAUCUUCAAGUUCAUGGAGGGUGAAUGCUUUGCCUCCUCUGAUGGCUGUGAUGAUCGAGCAUGUCACUGGUCAAAGAGAUUACAUCGUCCACAAAUCUGUAUGGCAUCUCACUGAUGAGGCGAUGAAAAAUGUUUAUACCAUGUAUAUCAUGUUUACAUGCUGGGGUUGCUGUUUCUUCGGAUCUACAAAGGAUCCAUUCUACGACGGAGAGGAGUACAGGAAAGAUGGAGGAGACGGAACAGUGCAUUGGUACUAUGAGAAGCAAGAAGAUAUAGAAGCAGCAGCAAGGGCAGAGCUGUGGAGAGAGGAGUUAAUUCAAGAAAUCGAGCAAAAGGUCGGAGGGCUUAGAGAGUUGGAGGAGGCUGCAAGCAAGGAAGAGGAACUCGUCAAAUACAACGUUAGGCCACAUACAUCUUCAUACGACCAAUACUACACAACGUCCUACAAAGUCGCAGCGGGAAAAAAAAAAUUUGGGUUUACAUCAAAAUCGCAAAAAGGUUUGCCAGAUUAAUUGAUUCAAAGUAUAGCGACAAGAUUGGUAUUGUGAAAUAGGAAUCAAGGAGUAAGAAAAACCAAACGACUAUCUAUGAGAUUGAUAUAUUAUAAGAAGGACAAAUUUUUAAUUUA
Molecule: messenger RNA, 1014 nt
Organism: Asparagus officinalis (garden asparagus)
Lineage: Eukaryota; Viridiplantae; Streptophyta; Magnoliopsida; Asparagales; Asparagaceae
Product: photosynthetic NDH subunit of subcomplex B 4, chloroplastic
Exons: 7
Coding region: 206-898 (230 amino acids)
Biological process (GO): photosynthetic electron transport in photosystem I
Cellular component (GO): NAD(P)H dehydrogenase complex (plastoquinone); chloroplast thylakoid membrane
Source: RefSeq, a predicted model, not a curated record